UUCUCUUUCAUAAACCUGCGCCCUUCUCCUUCCUUCAGAGAUCAGAGUUUACCUUCUUCGCCGUUUUUGCCCUUCUUCUUGACAAACCUGUGAUCCUUAAUCUUGCAAAACCUUUUCCCUUUCCCCUUCUAAUUCUCUGAAACUACUCUGAUAUCUCUAAAAAGUAAAAACCCUUUUCCCUUUUUAAUUCUCUUGAAACCCUUGCCCUUUUAUCUCCAAAACCAAACACUCUCAUCUCUCAACACUCAUUUAUGGCACCGGCACUGGACAGAUGAUGGCUAAUGACAGGGUGGCAUUGAGUAACGGAACCACGACCGGUAGAAAGCAACAGAACAAAGGAGGCGAGGCGAGCUGCGACGGUGACUGAUAUGGGGUGGAGAUGCGAACAUGUGACCGAAACCACCACUCGCCACUCCGGCUCCACAUUCUAAUGUCUCAGAAUCUUUCUAUCCCUCUCAUAACCACUCAGUCGGUCUCGGUCAAAACCGCUCAUUCUCUGUUCUCAGUAACGAAAAAGAGUGAAGAAUGUCAAGUUGGCCUUGAUGAUGACGAACCGCGAUGGAGAACUGAGAUGGUAGUGACGAUGAACCGAGACAUUAGCAAUGAACAGAGAUCAAAGAUAGAGAAAAAGUGGAGUCUCUUUGGAGAAACAAUGUCACAGGAGAAUGCUGACAAUUUUACAAAGUUAAAAGGCCUGUUGCAGAGUAUAAUACACGCUACUUCAAAUUUUGAGUUGAGUUCUUUAUGGUUACCAAGUAGAUUUAGGUCAAAGGUAGGCAUUGUUGCAUUAAUACCAUUACACUAUAGUUCUAUUGAAACUGAGAUUUGAUGGCCAAAAUUUGGUAAUGAGCAACCCAGGUUUAUAAUGUUGCUUCACCCGAUGAUUGCUUGGGACCCACCUGAAUUAGCAAGGUAAAAGAAGCUCUCAAAUGGUAAAUUUUUUUUUUAAUUUUGAUGCCGAACAAAAUGUUAUUGUUUGAAUUUUAAUUUUGACCUCUUGGACAUGUUUUAUCACUUCCUAUUAUAUUCUUUAACCUUUUAAUUGUUAUAGGUUUCAUGGGCCUUUGGCUUUCGUUAUAUUAAGAUUUUAUGUAUAUAUAAGAUAGAAAGAAUUCUAGCUGUAGCUGAAUAUAAAUCCUUAUCAAUUCCAUAGAGGAGUUUUCAAAUUAUUUGUGUUGGGAUUUAUAUUUCAGUGAUAAUGCUAAAGCUGUUUUGCUAUUCUACUUAGGAUAACCAAAUUAGGAUUGAGUUGGAUCUGUAAUCUUCUUAUCAUUUAGUUUGUAAUCUCUAAGUUACACAUUGAGACUAACUUCAGGGUGCAACUUGGGCUGACUCUCCAAAAAAAUAACUUAGUUCUAUUAUGCUAAUUGUUUUUAUUUAUCUUUAACUAUAUUUUCAUUUGAAAGUUGAAACAAUGGUCAACUAGUUCCAUUCGCAGUAUCCCAGGUUUAUUGAGACCUUUGGUACCCAUAUUGUUGUUGGAAUGAAAAUGGGAGGAAAGGAUGUAAUAUAUUUGACAGCAGCACUCAUCAGCUCUCCAACCUGCUGAUGUUCAAAAAAGACUGAAAGAGAUGGCAGAUAGAAGAUUUAUGGAUGCUACUGGCUAAUAUACAAUUGGAAUCCGGGAACAGAGGAUAACAUUCGCUAAUAUCAGUCCAUCAAGUUCUUAUUCGCAUAAGGAGGUAUGCAUUGAACAUUACCCUUGACAAUAUUUAACCUGUUUACUAGUUUCUUGCUAGUUGUGCCAGCUGAACAGAAGUGGAGUAUUUCAAUUCCUUUGCAUGUUAGAGUUUUUCUUGAAUUUAGAUCUUAAUUUG
Arachis duranensis is the source of this 1817-nucleotide messenger RNA. RefSeq lists its product as uncharacterized. NCBI's taxonomy places the organism in Eukaryota, Viridiplantae, Streptophyta, Magnoliopsida, Fabales, Fabaceae. The record is from RefSeq and is a predicted model, not a curated record. Bases 380 to 829 code for a protein of 149 amino acids. The transcript is spliced from 3 exons.